Messenger RNA from Onthophagus taurus, 993 nucleotides. Lineage: Eukaryota; Metazoa; Arthropoda; Insecta; Coleoptera; Scarabaeidae. The record is from RefSeq and is a predicted model, not a curated record.
AUGCCGGUGAACAAGUUAUAUUGUGGGCGGUGCAAUAACGAGGUGGGGCGUAAUACAACGGGGGUGCAGUGCGAGGUAUGUAAAACUUGGUUUCAUGCCAAAUGCGUGGACCUCGGCAAGGCGUCGGCCGCUGCGCUCUCAGUCGCGGGCGCGUCCUGGAGAUGUUCAAUUUGCCGCAGUCCUGUAGAUCGUCGAGCUUCUCGCCUGUUCCUACCCACCCCCGCUCCUGAUGCUGCGGUACCGACAUCUGCUGUUACAUUGGAGGCUGUUUAUGGUAUGAUAAAGGAGAUUCGCUCUGAUAUGCGUUCGAUGAAUAGCAGGUACGAAGAGAUGGUCGAGUCAAUGCAGUUUUGUAGCCAGCGCGUAUCCGAUUUCGAGGUGUCCAUGAAGCGUCUUGACGACCGUCUCAAAAUAAUCAAUAAAUUAAAUGAUGAGAACUUGCACCUAAAAAAACAGGUUACAGAAUUAUCGGGACGAGUAGCGGAUCUCGAGCAAUAUUCCCGCCGUAGCAAUUUGGAGGUCCAGGGUGUGCCUGAGAAGGAUGGCGAGGAUCUGGUUGCCGUUGUUGGGUCUCUGAGUGAAUUUCUUGGGGUUCCGGUUUCGAGCGUCGAUGUGGAUGCUGUUCAUCGUGUUCCGCAUGGUCCAGACGCCGCGGGCACCGUAACGCGUCGGCUGACGUCUCCGAAGUCGAUCGUGAUCCGUUUUUGCAGCCGUCUCAAACGGGACAACUUCUUAGCGGCUGCUAAGCUCAAAAGAAGAUCAGCGCCGGCUGGGUCGCCGCCAGGUCUUGCGAUCCGGGGUGUAUCGGACCGUUGUUUUAUCAACGAGCAUUUAACGCCUGCGAACAAGGUUCUUUUCGGGAGGGCAAGGAGGGUUGCUAAGGAAAAGAAUUAUAAAUAUGUAUGGACCCGCAACUGUCAAAUCUUUGUUCGUAAAAGUGAUGAUGCUCGUCCUUUGCCUAUCAGGUGUGAAGCCGAUGUGGACAGGAUGUAA